This is a messenger RNA of Oncorhynchus gorbuscha (pink salmon), 2884 nucleotides long. RefSeq names its product EFR3 homolog Ba (S. cerevisiae) (gene efr3ba). Lineage: Eukaryota; Metazoa; Chordata; Actinopteri; Salmoniformes; Salmonidae. Gene Ontology annotation, biological process: protein localization to plasma membrane. Gene Ontology annotation, cellular component: plasma membrane. The transcript has 22 exons. The coding region runs from base 192 to 2777 and encodes 861 amino acids. The record is from RefSeq and is a predicted model, not a curated record.
GCUCUAGAGAACUCAGUCUUUCUCUCUCUACCCCUGCAUUUUUCAGACACCCCAUCCUCUCUUCCAUUCUUCAUCCUCUCCUUCCUUCCUCUUUCGAUUGCUUGGUGACCUCUGGUCUGCUUGUCACUUCCUGAGCCCUUUGACCUUUAACCCCAGGGAGUGCAGGGAGACCAGCAAUUCCUCAGGACAAGAUGCCCCUGACCGUCCCCGGUCUCCCUCGUCUCCCUCGUCGUCUCCCCCGCCUCCCGUCUCUUCCCAGGCUGCAUGGUGUGCCCAUGCCCCAUCUGCCCAUUCCGCCUGGCCUCUGCCAGGGGCCUCGGAGGCUGCUGCUGGACUGCACCUCUGUCCUGGACCAUCUCCCAGUCUCAGGUGUGUGUGGAUGCUGUGGGGCUUUGAGACCUCGCUAUAAGAGGCUGGUGGACAACAUCUUCCCAGAAGACCCAGAGGAUGGUCUCGUGAAGGUAAACAUGGAGAAGCUAACGUUCUAUGCUCUGUCAGCUCCAGAGAAGUUGGACCGUAUCGGAGCCUACCUCUCCGAGAGACUGUCCAGAGACGUGGCCCGACACAGAUACGGAUAUGUGUGUAUAGCCAUGGAGGCGUUGGACCAGCUGUUGAUGGCGUGUCACUGUCAGAGCAUCAACCUGUUUGUGGAGAGUUUCCUCACUAUGGUCCGCAAGCUGCUGGAGGCUGACAAACCCAACCUACAGAUACUAGGAACCAACUCAUUUGUGAAGUUUGCCAACAUCGAGGAGGACACUGCGUCGUACCACCGCAGUUAUGACUUCUUCGUGUCGCGUUUCAGCGAGAUGUGUCACUCCAGCUACGAAGAUCCCGAUGUACGCACCAAGAUCCGUAUGGCAGGUAUCCGUGGUCUCCAAGGUGUGGUAAGGAAGACAGUGAGGGAUGAGCUGCAGGCUAACAUAUGGGAGCGUCAACACAUGGACAAGAUAGUCCCCUCUCUACUGUUCAACCUGCAGGACCCCACAGACAGUAGUUCUCCUGGCUGUGAGAAAGAGAGUCCAGCUGAGUUGACUGAGAGAUGCUUCAGAGAGCUGCUGGGUAGAGCUGCCUACGGGAACAUUAAGAACGCUAUCAAACCUGUACUAAUGCACCUGGAUAACCAUUCUCUGUGGGAGGGGAAGAGCUUUGCUGUUCGCUGCUUCAAGAUCAUCAUGUACUCGAUCCAGUCACAGCAUUCUCACCUGGUUAUUCAGCAGCUGCUGGGUCAUCUAGAUGCCAACAGUAAGAGUACAGCCACAGUGCGUGCUGGGAUAGUGGAGGUCCUGUCUGAGGCUGCUGUCAUUGAGGCCAGUGGCUCUGUGGGCCCAACAGUACUGGAGGUAUUCAACACCCUGUUGAAACAGUUGAGGCUGAGUGUGGACUAUGAACUGACUGGAACCUGUGACCCAUAUUGCAACAACAAGACAACUACUGACCAGGAGAGACAACUACAGGAGGCUGUGAUCAAGACCAUCGGAUCCUUUGCCAACACGUUGCCGAUCUACCAGAGGGCAGAGGUCAUGCUGUUCAUCAUGGGGAAGAUCCCUGUUCCUGGGAUAUACCCUGCCCUGGGCUCACCUAUCGCUGGGUUUGAAGGCAGUAGGAUGAUCCAAGUCAUGCUGUUGAAGUCUUUACUGCAGGUGACAGAGCGGUAUGAGAGUAGUAACAUGUUGGCAGCUCUGCCCUCGUCCUUCUUGGAGCCUCUCCUCUCCUUCACUCUGAUGGAAGAUCCUGAGAUACGACUGCUGGUACUCUCCAUACUCAUCAGCCUCAUAGACAGACACCAGAACACACACAAGUUCACUUUCCUCAGCAUCCUUUCAGAUAUCUCAGUUCUCAAGCUGAAGGUGGACAAGUGUUCCAGACAGGACAACCUCUUCAUGAAGAAGCAUGGCCAGCGUCUAUACAGACACAUCUUCCUGACUUGUUCAGAAGAGAACAGUGGGCGGAGCCACUACCAGGCUCUCUACACCCUAUUGGCUCUCCUCAGCGUGGAACUGGCCAAUGAGGAAGUGGUGGUGGACCUGAUACGCCUGGCCCUAGCACUGCAGGACCUUGCCUUGGCCAAUGAUGAGAGACUAUCUCUGUAUAAUCGCUGUGCUGUCCACGCCCUCUCUGCUGCCUACCUCAGCCUCAUCUCUCAACUCACCACCGUCCCUGCAUUCUGCCAGCACAUCCAAGAAGUGAUAGAGCUGAGACAGAAGGAGGUGCCCUACCUGCUGCCUGAAGACAUCUUUAUUGAAAACCCCAGAGUUCCAGAGUCUCUAGAGCGAGUGGAGGGAGAGGUUUUGUUCCAGCAGUUUCAGAUCGCUGAGGUGCUGGGAGGAAGUGGCUACAACAUAGAAAUCCUGAACACACCGUUCACACCCCAGAUCACAGAUGAGGAUCGCCUGUCGAAGAGGAAAAGUAUAGGAGACACCAUCUCUCUUCAGAUGGACAUGGAUCCACGAUAUAGCCCAGAGAGAGAGCAGAAGUCUCCAGCAGAACAGAUCACCUUUGAGACUCUGAAGAAUGCCAUGGUGGAUAGUGUGAAUGGCGAAGAGCAGGAGAGGGAGAAGAGGAGACUGGUGGUAGAGAGGUUUCAGACUGCCCCCUUCGAGGAGAUCGCCGCCCACUGUGGGGCCAAGUCCUCCCUGCUACAGAGUAAGCUGGACCAGAUCUUUGAGCUGACAAUCAGGCCGCCUCCCAGUCCCUCUGGCUCCGCCUCCCAAGGCCAGACCCCGACCCGCUCUGUUCCUGUUUACGAGAUGAAGUUCCCUGACCUCUGUGUUUACUAGACACACACACACACACACACACACACACACACACACACACACACACACACACACACACACACACACACACACACACACACACACACACACACACACACACACACACA